Amphibalanus amphitrite is the source of this 1378-nucleotide messenger RNA. RefSeq names its product loricrin-like. The record is from RefSeq and is a predicted model, not a curated record. The coding region runs from base 216 to 1241 and encodes 341 amino acids. The transcript is spliced from 2 exons. Lineage: Eukaryota; Metazoa; Arthropoda; Thecostraca; Balanomorpha; Balanidae.
GCUGAGUCUGGGGGAAAACCGAAGGGUCUAGUCCGACGGGGUCGUUCUCAAGGUGCACAUACUCCGCGAGCGAAAUGCCGGUCACGGCGGGUGUUGCGUGGCGGCCGUCUCCCGUCACCGGGACCGUAUAUAAGCGGCACCGGUGACCCGACAGAGGCACACUCCGACCUGCACACAUCGACAGACAGUCACAGAGGCCAGAGCAGCUGGCCGACAUGGCGGUCAGAAAGGUUUACAUCCUAGCCCUGUUGGCCGGGCUUUGCUUGGCUGACGGCGGCGGACAUUUGGGAGGCGGAGGCGGCGGCGGUUACAGCGGAGGAGGUGGUUACAGCGGAGGAGGCGGCGGCGGCUACAGCGGAGGCGGCGGCGGCUACAGCGGAGGAGGCGGCGGCUACAGCGGAGGUGGAGGUGGUUACAGCGGCGGAGGCGGCGGUGGUUACAGCGGAGGAGGAGGUGGUUACAGCGGAGGCGGAGGUUACAGCGGAGGUGGCGGCGGCUACAGCGGAGGCGGUGGCGGCGGUUACAGCGGAGGUGGCGGAGGCGGCGGUUACAGCGGAGGCGGCGGCGGUGGUUACAGCGGAGGUGGCGGCGGCUACAGCGGAGGCGGCGGAGGCGGCGGUUACAGCGGAGGCGGCGGCGGUGGUUACAGCGGAGGCGGCGGCGGCGGCUACAGCGGGGGCGGAGGCGGUUACAGCGGAGGCGGCGGUGGUGGUUACAGCGGAGGAGGAGGUGGUUACAAUGGAGGUGGAAGCGGUGGUUACAGCGGAGGAAGUAUCGGUGGUUACAGUGGAGGCGGCGGCGGCGGCGGCUACAGUGACUACGGUCCUCCCAAGGGAUAUUCUUCUGGAGUGUCAAUAAGUUACAGCAGCGGAAGCGGUGGUUACAGCGGAGGCGGCGGCGGUGGUUACAGCGGAGGCAGCGGCGGUGGUUACAGCGGCGGAGGCGGAGGUUACAGCGGAGGAGGUGGUGGUUACAGCGGAGGGAGCAUUGGUGGUUACAGCGGAGGCGGCGGCGGUGGUUACAGCGGUGGCGGAGGCGGCGGUUACAGCGGCGGAGGCGGAGGCUACAGCGGAGGAGGCGGCGGCUACAGCGGAGGAGGCGGUGGUUACAGCGGAGGAAGCAGUGGUGGUUACAGCGGAGGAGGCGGUGGCUACGGCACCAGCUACAGCAUCGUUCCCAUCUCAACUGGCGGAGCGGGAAAAUACCCGGCAGCUCUGCCCUCUUCCCACUACGGAGGCUAAAUGGGAAAUGCUUGUUAUUAUCUAUGUGGCGGAGAACACCAAGCCUAUACUGUUUUCCGGCCAGAUAUAUCUGUAUUUAUUUGACAAUGCUGUAAUGUGAAUUGUUUUAUUUAUGUAAAUAAAUGAAAAUGAUCUGA